Molecule: messenger RNA, 2417 nt
Organism: Hippocampus comes (tiger tail seahorse)
Lineage: Eukaryota; Metazoa; Chordata; Actinopteri; Syngnathiformes; Syngnathidae
Gene: kifc3
Product: kinesin family member C3
Exons: 18
Coding region: 1-2178 (725 amino acids)
Biological process (GO): microtubule-based movement
Cellular component (GO): microtubule cytoskeleton
Molecular function (GO): microtubule motor activity; ATP binding; microtubule binding
Source: RefSeq, a predicted model, not a curated record
AUGACGGUUUUGUGGCGUGGCGCGGACAAAGAGCAGCCCGGCGCGCGGCGGCACCCGCAGGAACCGGAGAAGAACCCGGCGGAGCAAGCGGCCAGACUGUGCUCAGGACCGGGGGCGACGGACUUGGAGAAGCAUCUGGAGCUUCUGGAGCUGGAGAACAAGAGUCUGAAGCGACGGCUGGCCUCCGGCGGGACUUGCGAGGGCGCCUGCGCCUGCGCCUGCUCUCAGGAGGCGGAGCCCAUCGGCCGGGACGGGCGCUGCCGGCAGCGAGACUGUCAGCUCGCGGAUACGGGGAAGCCGCCGCCCCCGCCGGACAAAAGCGCCCCGGCGGACGCCUCGCGCCGAAGACCGGACCGGACCGACCCCCCGUCGGACCUCUCCGCGCCUCGAGCGGGACUUUCGGACCGCGACCCCCGGGACCUCGCGCGCCGCGAAGCGCCGCCGCCGUCGCAGACGGCAGAGGGGGCGGAGUCGGACGACUGGCUGCGCGUGCAAAACGCUUUGCUUCAAGAGCAAGUUUGCGCGCAGCGCCGCAUGCUGAGGGAGCUGGAGACGCAGCUGCAGCGGUCGCAGAGGACGUGCGCUCAACUCAGGACGCAGGUGGCGCUGUACGACGGCGAGAUGGCCCGCGCUCGCCGGCAGCUGGACGCCGAGCUGCUGUCGCUGAAGGAGGAGAAGGAGCGCGUCGUCCGCGAGGCCUUCGUCAGGGCCGAGAGCCAGAUGAAGGCCGUGCACGACAACCUGGCAGGCGUGCGCAGCAAGCUGGCCGGUCUUCAUCCCGCCCUGAGGACGCUCACCGCCGACUACAACACGCUGAAGAAGCAAGUGCACCACUUCCCCGCCAUGCUGCGCAACGCCAUCGACGACGCCAAGCGCGAGAUCUGCCGGGCCAUCGGCGACGUGAGCGCGACCAACCAGAAGCUGGUGGACAAAUACAAACGCGAGAUGAACCUGAGGAAGAAGAUCCACAACCAGCUGGUCCAGCUCAAAGGAAACAUCCGGGUGUUGUGCCGCGUCCGUCCCGUCGCCGGCGGCGAGGAGGCGGAGGGCGUGUUGACCUUUGACCCGGACGACGACGGCGUCCUGCACCUCAGCGACAAGGGCAAGGUGACGACCUUUGACCUGGACAAAGUCUUUGGGCCCGAGGCCACGCAGGAAGAGGGGUUCUCGGAGGUGGAGGCGCUGGUCACGUCGUGCGUGGACGGCUUCCACGUUUGCAUCUUCGCCUACGGACAGACGGGCUCGGGGAAGACCUACACCAUGGAGGGCGCGGCGUCGGACCCGGGCCUGAACCAGCGAGCGCUGCGGCUGCUUUUCUCGCGAGUGGCCGACAAAAGCCCCGAGUGGGAAUUCCACAUCUGCGUCAGCAUGCUGGAGAUUUACAACGAGACGCUAAGGGACCUUCUCGGCGACCAGCCGGCGGCGGACAAACUGGACAUCAAGAUGAAUCCCGACGGCAGCGGCCAACUGUACGUUCCCGGAUUGACGCGCGUGGCCGUGCGCACCGUCGACGACGUCAACCAGGUUCUGGAGGCGGGCCGAGCCAGCCGAGCCACGGCGUGCACCGACCUGAACGAGCGCAGUUCUCGCUCUCACGCUCUGCUCGUGGUCAGCGUGGCGGGACUCAACGGCACCACGGGGAGUCGCACGCAAGGUAAGCUGAACCUGGUGGACCUCGCCGGCUCGGAGCGGGUGGGCCGAUCGGGCGCCGAGGGCGGGCGCCUGCGCGAGGCUCGCCACAUCAACAAGUCUCUGUCGGCGCUGGGCGACGUGAUGGACGCGCUGCGCCGCAAGCGCCCCCACGUCCCCUUCAGGAACUCGCGGCUCACCUUUCUGCUGCAGGACAGCUUGCAGGGGGACAGCAAGACGCUCAUGAUGGUGCAGGUGUCUCCGGUCGCGGCCGACGCCGGCGAGUCGCUGUGCUCGCUGAAGUUCGCCCAGCGCGUUCGCAGCGUGGAGCUCAACGCCUCCAAGCGGCCGGACAGCCGCUCGGCUUCGUCCUCGCCCACGCCCCAAAGCCUCGAGAUGGACUCGCCCCCCCUGACCCCGGGGCCCCUCCCCUUAUCUCGCAGCAGCAGCGCCGGCUCCUCCCUAAACUCUGCCUCGAGAACGCCCGGCGCCUCUCGACGGAAAUCCAACUCGCAACUUUCCACGGGGCGACUGAAGAUGGCGGCGUGAAAGGCCCGUUUGGCGGUCGCCGGCCGACAUCGUCUUUUGGAUUUUUUUUUUGCACUUUGGACCAUUUGUCGAAUUGCUCGUCUUGCUCUGGAUUUUUGACUUUGACGUUUUCAUCCGAUGAGGACCCUCCUGCCGGCGUGCGACCAUAUUUGGGCUUCCUCGCGGGUGUGUGACGCGAUUGAAAGCCUUUUGAUUGUUUUGCCUUUUCUAUUAGCUUUUUAAUAAACGCGGAAACUCGA